Nematolebias whitei (Rio pearlfish) is the source of this 2663-nucleotide messenger RNA. RefSeq names its product phosphodiesterase 6A, cGMP-specific, rod, alpha (gene pde6a). Bases 88 to 2652 code for a protein of 854 amino acids. Gene Ontology annotation, molecular function: protein binding; 3',5'-cyclic-nucleotide phosphodiesterase activity. Gene Ontology annotation, biological process: signal transduction. Lineage: Eukaryota; Metazoa; Chordata; Actinopteri; Cyprinodontiformes; Rivulidae. The transcript has 24 exons. The record is from RefSeq and is a predicted model, not a curated record.
GCAGACAUCUGAAGCAGGAUUGGUUGGUAAAACAGAGGGAAUACACACUUUGUUGGGGACUAUACGAGGAACUGAACAGGAGGAGCCAUGGUGGACGCAGCUGCAGCCGAGCAGUUCCUGGACUCCAACCCAACCUUCGCCAAGCAGUACUACGACAUGAAUUUCCGCCCUAAGGUCAUCUCAGACCUGCUGGACAGCAACCGCAAACCUAUAAUAGACGUCAGCAGGUUCCACGAGCUGACUGCGGUGGAUGAGAGCGAGAUCCUUUUUGACUUGGUACGAGAUAUCCAGGACAACCUGCAGAUGGAAAAAUCAGUCUUCAGGCUCAUGAAGCACCUCAGCUUCAUGUUGAGAGCCGACAGGAUGAGCCUCUUCAUGUACCGGCAGAGGAACGGUGUAGCUGAGCUGGCCACCAGGUUAUUUAAUGUCCAUAAAGAUGCAUCAUAUGACGAGUGCCUGGUGCCGCCUGAGAGUGAAAUUGUGUACCCGUUGGAUAUGGGCAUCGUGGGUCACGUGGCAACCAGCAAGAAGAUGGUCAACGUUCCAGAUGUGACGCAGAGUUCUCAUUUCAGUAACUUUGUUGACGAGCUGACGGAGUAUCAGACGAAGAACGUCCUCGCCGUGCCCAUUAUGAACGGUAAAGACAUGGUGGCUGUGAUGAUGGCGAUCAAUAAGAUGGACGGACCGUGCUUCACUGCCAAGGAUGAAGAGACCCUCAACAAAUACCUGAACUUUGCCAACCUGGUGCUGAGAGUUUUCCACCUGAGCUACCUGCACAACUGUGAAACCAGAAGAGGACAAGUGCUGUUGUGGUCAGCCAGCAAAGUGUUUGAGGAGCUGACGGACAUAGAGAGGCAGUUCCACAAGGCCUUGUACACAGUCAGAGCUUUUCUCAACUGUGACCGUUACUCUGUGGGGCUGCUGGACAUGACCAAGACCAAGGAAUUCUUUGACAUGUGGCCCAUUUUGAUGGGAGAAGUUCCUCCUUAUGAUGGACCCAAGACUCCCGAUGGCAGGGAAGUUAAUUUCUACAAAGUGAUCGACUACAUCCUUCAUGGGAAAGAGGACAUAAAAGUCAUACCGACCCCCCCAGCUGAUCACUGGGCCCUGGUCAGUGGUUUACCCACUUAUGUUGCAGAAACUGGACUGAUUUGCAACGUCAUGAAUGCAGCUCAGGAUGAGUUUUUUAACUUCCAGAAAGAGCCCCUGGACGAGUCUGGCUGGACCAUUAAGAAUGUCCUGUCCAUGCCCAUUGUCAAUAAGAAAGAGGAGAUCGUGGGAGUGGCCACGUUCUAUAACAGGAAAGACGGGAAGCCCUUUGAUGAAAUGGACGAAACGCUGAUGGAGUCUCUGACCCAGUUCCUGGGCUGGUCUGUGCUCAACACUGACACUUACGACAAGAUGAACAAGCUGGAGAACAGGAAGGACAUCUUCCAGGACAUGGUGCUGUACCACGUCAAGUGUCGCAAGGAUGAGAUCCAGAACAUUCUGGACACCAAGAGGAGGUGGGGGAAGGAACCAGAUGAGUGCGAGGAGGAGGAACUCCAGGAGAUUCUGUCAGAAGUUCUACCAAACUCUAAGAAAUCUGAGAUUUUUGAGUUUCACUUCUGCGACUUCGAGCACACCGAGCUGGAUCUUGUGAAAUGUGGCAUCAAGAUGUACUACGAGCUGAAGGUGGUGGACAAGUUUCACAUUCCCAGAGAGGUCUUGGUGAGAUUCAUGUACUCUGUCAGUAAAGGAUACAGGAAGAUCACCUACCACAACUGGAGACAUGGAUUCAACGUUGGACAGACCAUGUUCACACUGCUGAUGACCGGUGAUCUGAAGCGUUACUUCACUGACCUGGAGUGCAUGGCCAUGGUGACCGCUGGCUUCUGUCAUGAUAUUGACCACAGAGGAACCAACAACCUCUACCAGAUGAAAUCUGGUAAUCCUCUGGCGAAGCUUCACGGCUCCUCGAUCCUGGAGAGGCACCAUCUGGAGUUCGGCAAGACUUUACUGAGAGACGAGGCUUUAAACAUUUAUCAGAAUUUGAACCGCCGUCAGCAUGAUCUCGUCAUUCACCUCAUGGAUGUUGCUAUAAUUGCCACGGACCUGGCUCUCUACUUCAAGAAGAGAACAAUGUUUCAGAAGAUUGUGGAUCAAUCCAAGACCUAUGAGAACUGGAACGACUGGACAAAAUACAUGAUGCUCGAGACCACUCGCAAAGAGAUUGUCAUGGCCAUGAUGAUGACUGCCUGUGAUCUUUCUGCUAUCGCCAAGCCAUGGGAGAUCCAGAGCAAGGUGGCACUUUCUGUAGCUGCAGAGUUCUGGGAGCAGGGAGACCUGGAGAGGACGGUUCUGGAGCAGCAACCCAUCCCAAUGAUGGACAGGAACAAAGCGGACGAGCUGCCAAAGCUGCAGUGUGGUUUCAUCGAUUUCGUCUGUUCGUUCGUCUACAAGGAGUUCAGUCGUUUCCACGUAGAGAUCACUCCCAUGCUGGACCGUCUGCUGAACAACAGGAAGGAGUGGAACGCCCUGAAGGAGCAGCACGAAGCCAAACUGGCCGCCAUCGAAGAAGCUAAAAAGGCCAAGGAGGAAGCGGCUCAGAAGGCUGCAGCAGCUAGACAAGCUUCAAGUGCAUCCCAGUCGAAGACGUGUGUUCUCAGUUAAAGAUACGGUGG